UUGGGGACAUGGCAAUGCUCUGUGGCUGUGAUUGGGGUCCCAGGGCUGGCCUGCACCUCCCCUGCCUUCCCAGUGCAGGCAGAGAGGAAUGGCAGCACCCCGGGGGGUCCCAGGGAGCUGUCCCAGCACAGCUGGCCAGGUCACUGGGUGCACUGGGAGGACACGGGACACAGUUGCCUUUUGUUGGUGCUGGCCCCGGGAGCAGGGACCCAGGCUCAUUGUCUCCUCCCUCCGCCCCCGCCGCUGGCGCCCGGCACCACGGAUUUGGGGUUUAAGGAGCAGGCAGCAGCCCCUGCUCACCCGCAGGGAGAGGAGGCAGGCGAGCAGCAGAGCCCACACACCGCAGCAGGCUCUCCAGCAGCUGCCGUCCCGAUUACCCAUCCGAUGGCAUGGAUACAUCUCAUGCAUGGCCAGCACAGGAGGUGCAGGAGCCGUGGCCCACUGCCUGCUGCCGUGCAGAGGUGGAGAGGAGUUGUUUCCUACCGCAAACACCGCUGGAGGCUCAGGCGCUGCCAGCGGAGUUACCGGUGCUCGCUGGAGCCGGAACUGCUGGGGGAGGUUUGGCCAAGGCAGCGAUCCCUGGCCACCGCUGCGGGGCUGCCAGCCAGGCCCCAGCCAUGAUCCCCACGCUGCUGCUGCUGCUGCUGCACAGCACUGCCGCCGGCCGCCCCCUGCCUACUGCCACUCCCCGCCUCAAGCUGGCCUUCCCUGAGCUGCGGGCUCGCCAUGGGCUGCGUCUCUUCGCACUGGAGCGGUCGUGCUGCUACGAGGCCCUGCUGCUGGAUGAGGAGCGUGGCCGCCUCUUCGUUGGCGCCCAGAACCAUCUCCUCUCCCUGGCCCUGGAUGACAUCAGCCAACGGGACAGGAAGAUCUACUGGCCAGCACCUGUGGAGUGGAGGGAGGAGUGCAACUGGGCUGGCAAGGACAUCACCGCCGAGUGCAUGAACUUCAUAAAGAUCCUGCACCCCUACAACCGGACCCACCUGUACGCCUGCGGCACUGGUGCCUUCCACCCCGUCUGUGCCUUCGUGGAGGCUGGCCAGCAUGCGGAGGAGCCCAUCUUCAAGCUGGACCCCCAGCACGUUGAGGAUGGCAAAGGGAAGAGCCCCUACGACCCCCAGCAUGCGGCUGCCUCCGUCCUCGUGGGCGAGGAGCUCUACUCCGGGGUGGCCACCGAUCUGAUGGGCCGUGACUUUACCAUCUUCCGCAGCCUGGGCCGGCGUCCCUCCAUCCGCACGGAGCAGCAUGACUCCCGCUGGCUCAACGAGCCCAAGUUUGUGGCCGUUUUUUGGGUGCCGGAGAGUGAGGACCCUGACGAUGACAAGAUCUACUUCUUCUUCCGCGAGACAGCAGUGGAGCGGCAGCAGGGGCUGGGCAGGAUGAGCUUUGCCCGCAUUGGCCAGAUCUGCCGGAAUGACGUAGGCGGGCAGCGCAGCCUGGUGAACAAGUGGACAACCUUCCUGAAGGCUCGGCUCGUGUGUGCCGUGCCAGGACCUGACGGGGCAGACACCCACUUCAAUGAGCUCCGGGACGUUUUCCUGCUGCAGACAAGGGACAAGCGCAACCCCCUGGUCUACACUGUCUUCUCCACCUCCAGCUCUGUUUUCCAGGGAUCAGCCAUCUGCAUUUACACCAUGGCUGACAUCCGCCGGGCUUUCCUGGGCCCCUUUGCACACAAGGAAGGUCCCAACUACCAGUGGGUAUCAUACCAGGGCCGUGUGCCAUACCCCCGCCCAGGCAUGUGCCCCAGCAAAACCUUUGGCACCUUCGGCUCCACCAAGGACUUCCCAGAUGAGGUGAUCCAGUUUGCCCGGCACCACCCGUUGAUGUACAACCCGGUGCUGCCCCACGGCCAGCGCCCCCUCUUCCUGCAAGCUGCCAUGCCCUACACCUUGACCCGCAUUGCCGUGGACCGUGUCACUGCCACUGAUGGCCAUUAUGAUGUCCUCUUCAUUGGCACAGAUGUGGGCACAGUGCUGAAGGUGGUCUCUGUGCCCAAGGAGAGCUGGAACCACAUGGAGCCGCUGGUCCUGGAGGAGCUGCAGGUCUUCCAGGACGCCUCCCCCAUCACCAGCCUGCAGCUCUCCUCCAAGCGGCAACAGCUCUAUGCUGGCUCAGCCACGGCACUGGCACAGCUGCCCCUGCACCGCUGCAGUGCCUACGGCAAAGCUUGUGCCGAGUGCUGCCUGGCCCGGGACCCAUACUGUGCCUGGGAUGGCACUGCCUGCACCCGCUAUGUGCCCAACACCAAGAGGCGUUUCCGCCGGCAGGAUGUCCGCAACGGUGACCCCAACAUGCUCUGCUCCGAAGACCCCCGGAGGGGCAGCGUGCCCCAGAAGCAGCUCUAUGGGGUGGAGGGCAGCACAGCCUUCUUGGAGUGCAUGCCCAAAUCCCUGCAAGCCCACGUGUUCUGGACAUACCAGCGCACCCGCGAUGAUCCCCCACGAGAGGUGCAGAUGGAUGAGCGGGUGGUGCGGAUGGAGCGGGGUGUCCUGCUGCGCAGCGUGCAGCGUGCCGACACUGGCCUCUACCUGUGCCACGCCACUGAGCACGGCUUCACCCAGCCGCUCCUGCGGCUCUCCCUGGAGGUGAUCGGCACCCGGCAGGCAGCAGGCACGGCACCUGAUAGAGACCCACAGCCCCUCGCCGGGGCGUCCAGCCGCAAGGUCUGGUACCAAGACUUCCUCCAGCUGGUGGAGCGCCCGCCGCUGGGGGCUGCUGAUCGGGUGUGCCAGCCGCCCUGGACCCGGGGCAGACCCCUGCCACCCCCCCGCACCCAGGCCGGACCCCCAGGCCGCGGGCAGGGCGAGGAGCCGCGCAGAGCCCGCCGCCGGCGCACACACGAGGGGUCGCGGGCCGAGCGGGGCCCCCGCAGCGCAUCGCCCUGGUGACCCCGGGGCCGGCCCCGGGUGCCGGGCUCUGCCUAAGAGCGGGGCCGCGGGCAGGGGCAAAGCCCCCGCCAGUCUCGGCCGCCCGCCGGCAGCACGGGGAGGGGGCACAGGCAGCAGCGGGGGGCUGCGGCGCCGGGCCCAUGAGGGCAGCCGGACUGACCACCCCCCCAUGAAGGGCUGCUGGCCACCCUUGCCACCGGCUCCAGCACGGGUGGGGGCACCCAGCCGGCUGCCAGCACCGCGGAGUCACCGAAGUAUUUAUUAACGACUGUUACGGUUGAAUGUAAGCAUGCCCUGGUAGGGGGUGGCAGGGCCAGGCUAUGCCUCACCCCCGGCACGGCACCGCGGGGGGGCAGGGCAGCAGGGCCACCCUCGAGUCCUGGGGGGGGCUGCAGUGGGCAGUGGGAUCCUGGAGAGACGGUGUGGGCAGCAGUAGGGCGAGGGGGCUGCAGGAGGAGGGUGCCCGGAGGGGAAGUAGUGGGGGGCACAGAGGUGGCACCCAGCGGCCCGGGUGCAAAGCAGCGGCGUGAAGGGGCUUGUACUAAUUGAGCACAAUAAAGCAGAGGAUUCA
Messenger RNA from Pezoporus occidentalis (night parrot), 3462 nucleotides. RefSeq names its product semaphorin 3B (gene SEMA3B). Gene Ontology annotation, molecular function: semaphorin receptor binding; chemorepellent activity. The record is from RefSeq and is a predicted model, not a curated record. Lineage: Eukaryota; Metazoa; Chordata; Aves; Psittaciformes; Psittacidae. The coding region runs from base 390 to 2891 and encodes 833 amino acids. Gene Ontology annotation, biological process: positive regulation of cell migration; negative regulation of axon extension involved in axon guidance; axon guidance. Gene Ontology annotation, cellular component: plasma membrane. The transcript is spliced from 19 exons.